ACGCCACGUUCACGUCGUACGGUUCUCUCCCGGGUUCUCCCGUCCGCGGGCGGUCAGUCCGCGUGAGAAUUGAGGGGGCUUCGGAGAUGUAUGAAAACACGCGCGUGUCGCCGCGAGUAUUCACGGCGAUACAGAAUGUCGAUAUCAAAGAGCUGUCUUUGUGCACGCACAAGGAGAUCAGGCCCAUCCUGCCGUGUUUGGUUAGGAUGAGCCUCAUCUCGCCGUUGGACAUAACGAAGGACUGCGUGGAGGGUAGAAAGCAAGUCUUGACGAUAUUGUCCGGCAUCGAGUCCGUCAAUUCUAUUAUCGCUUUGUUGUCGAUCGAUUUCCACGCUCUCGAGACCGACGUGCGACAGGAGCAGCAGUUGAGACAAAAGCUCGGUAGUGUGCAGCGAGACAGCGUGCUGGCCCAGUCCCUACAGAGUGGCCUGGCGCUGGAGUUUGAGCGCAGCGAAUCCAUUCGUCGGAUCAGAUUGGUGCUUAGCGAAAUCCUGUAUAUAGCGUCUCAGAUACAAGAGCUACAGAAGAAUCAGGAGUUCCAGAUCAAGCAGUCGGAUCUGUUCGACAAUGCAGUCUACAUGGAGGAGAUAAGUUAUGUGAUCUGCAUCGCGCUUGCUGAACUGCCAACGUUACUGUCUAUCCUGGACAUCGCGGAGACCCUCCUGCACGUCAAGCACGGCUCUGACAUUAUUUGUUGGAUCGUCGCCAACAGUCCGGACAGUUUCUCGGAGGUGUGCGCUCAUCUGAUCGCUAACGGGGAACGGCAGGAGGAGUCUGCAUUAGGCAGAAUCAGGACACAGGCGAUCACGAUGCUCUGCCAGAUGAAUCCGAGUCAAGCGUUGGCGAUCAGGGCUAAGUGCGUGGAAUUGUGCCGGAUGCCCGCUCUGGCCAUCACUCUGAGCUUGGAACACGAGAACACAAAUAGCUCGCAGCCCGAGAGCGACGUGGUCGCCUUCGUGUCUGGCUUGCUGCUUGGCAGCGACCAGCAAGUACGUUCGUGGCUCUCCAUGUUCAUCAGGAACGGGCAGAAGCGCAAGUGGGAGUCGCAGACGGCCCUGCAGUCGCUGCGGGAGGAGCUGCUCAAACGACUGCAGACGAUCGUGUCGCAGAGCACGGACAGUCAGCUAGCGGACUCGCAGGUCGUGCAGGCGAGCGCGCUGCUCAGGCUCUAUUGCGCUCUGCGAGGUAUCGGCGGCAUCAAGUUUCAGGACGACGAGGUCACGAUGAUCGUGCAACUCCUGACGUCGCAUCCGCCGCCGUCGCCGGCCGGCGUCAGAUUCGUGUCGCUCGGCUUGUGCAUGCUGAUCGCGUGUCCCUCCCUGAUCGGGCAUCACAAUCUGGAGAAGCGCAGCAUCGAAUGGGUGCAAUGGCUGGUGCGCGAGGAGGCCUAUUUCGAGAGCGCGAGCGGCGUCACCGCCAGCUUUGGCGAAAUGCUAUUGCUGAUGGCGAUACACUUCCACAGCAAUCAGCUGUCGGCGAUCUGCGAGCUGGUCUGCGCCACGCUCGGCAUGAAGAUACCCAUCAGGCCGAACAAUCUCACGCGGAUCAAGCAGAUCUUCAUGCAGGAGAUCUUCACGGAACAGGUGGUCACCGCUCACGCUGUCAAGGUACCGGUCACCGCGAAUCUGAAUGCUAAUAUCCCUGGUUUUCUACCGGUGCACUGCAUCCAUCAGCUGCUCAAGUCACGGGCGUUCGCGAAGCACCGCGUGCCCAUCAAGAAUUGGAUAUAUCGGCAGAUCUGUGCCAGCGUGCCGCCGCUGCAUCCGGUUCUACCGGCCCUGGUGGAGGUCUACGUGAACUCCAUCCUGAUGACGAACAACAAGACGUCCGAGCACACGAACAAGCCCAUCACCGAGAACGAGAUCCGCCGUGUGUUUCAGAACAGCGUGUUCGGGGCGAAUUUCGACUUCAAGAAAAGUCCCGCCAACGCCAUGCAGAUAGACGCCGACAAUAUGGACAUCGACACGUCGAAACCCUCUCUUACCUCUCAGCUAUUGCUUCUGUACUAUCUCCUGUUGUACGAGGACGUGAGACUGUCCAACAUGCACAUCUUCAUGUCGCAAGCCAGAAAGGUCAAGUCGUACUCGACGGAGUUUCUGUCCGAGUUACCGAUCAAGUAUCUACUGCAACUGGUCCAGCGGGAUCAGAUGAACUAUGCCAGUUUAUUCUCGCCACUUCUUCGGCUACUGGCCACGCAUUUUCCUCAUUUGUCUCUGGUGGACGACUGGCUGGACGAUGAGAUGAUUAACAUAGAUUCCGCGAUCGCGAGCUACGAAAGCACGAAAAUCAGCGAAAUCGCGAUCGUCGAGGCGUUCAGCCACGUCAAAACUUGCCCGUCGAGGACCGGUAGAUUGUUGAGACAACUGAUGGCGCUAAAACCGACUGAGAUCUGGCCUCACGCCGAGUUGAUAGUACACUAUUUUAAGGAUAUUCUCGACGAGCAGGUCCCUAGAUACAUACAAGAACUUUAUAAACAAGUGUGGCUCAGACUUAAUACUGUAUUACCGCGUUGUCUAUGGGUUCUCUCCAUAAACGCGCUGCUAAUAGAAAAUUCAAUAGUGAAGAAUGUCUUUUUAACACAAGACAAUAUCGUGUUAGAUCCAUUGCAAGUAUUGAGAUGUGACACGAGAGUUUUUAGAUGCGCGCCGAUUUUAUCCGUAAUCUUGAGGAUUUUACAAGCCACGUUAGCCGCCUCGCGAUCUCAAUUAUCCAGACAUAUGCUGGAUAAGCCCCUGACCGAAAAAAUCGGGCAGCUGACGAGCGAAACGGAAAGGGAGGAUUUGAGGAUAGCUUUGGUGGCGGGUCAAGAAAGCGCGGCAGUGCAGAUUUUACUGGAGGCGUGUCUGGAGACCGAGGAAGACAGGAAAACUCUCGGGCAAAUGUGGUCCCUCCGGGAAAUACGGAGUGUCGUGUGCUCCUACUUGCAUCAAGUAUUCAUAGCUGAUCCAUCUCUGGCCAAAUUAGUUCACUUUCAGGGUUAUCCACGAGAAUUGCUCCCGAUCACGGUUUCCGGAAUUCCGUCUAUGCACAUAUGCCUCGACUGGAUCCCGGAAUUAUUGUCGCAGCCCGAAUCGGAGAAACAAGUGUUCGCCGUUGACUUGGCGUCGCAUCUGGCGAUUCAGUACGCCCUGCCGAAGGCUCUGAGCGUUUCUCGGCUGGCGAUUAACACCCUGAUAACGCUACUGGGCGUGUUAUCGGCCGAGGAUCGAGUCAUACUCUUCAUGCCGGUGUUGUCGUCGUUGACGCGAAUAUGCCUGGCUUUUCCUCCAUUGGCCGAGGACAUCACGGGGUUGUUACUGCAGCUCGGCAGAGUCAGCACGGCUCAGGCGGCACUGGGUGAUAAAGCGGCGGAUCUGUUAUGCCAAGAAGUGAACGCGACAUUUUGCACGUUGCUGCAGAAAGCUAUAUUGCAAUCGCGAGUUUACUGAAAUGCGACUUGGCCGCAGUACGGGACUGUUAACCAUUUCGAGAGUUUUGAUGUAUUAUUUGUAUAUAAAUCUUCUGUAUUAUCCACCAUGUAAAGUGACUAUCAAUUUUGUAAGCUAUUUUUUUAAUCGAAUACGAAUUAGAAAUAUCUUUCAUACACUUGAUAGCAUUAAGCUACUACGAUAAAUUAACAGGACUGUUCGACUAUCUGUCGAUCGAAAAAUAACGAGUACACCUACGAUUAAGUCGAAGAUAUGAUUAAGACAAGCUUAUAAUUAGUACUGUUUCUCUGUAUCUAACAUCUUUUCUUAUACAUAUGAAAGUAUUGGUUGUGUGCAUAUUUAUUUUAAAUUUAAACGUAAGUACAAAAAAAAAGAAUUGUAUAUUGACAUCCCUAUAUCCUUGUCUUUUUAUAUAGACAAAAGCAAUUUUUUUUUAUAGUGAGAAAACAUUAACAUUUUCUAUUUUCUAUACUGUUGUGACAGAGAUAUGUGUAACAAUAAAGAGAGAUAUUUCACGUAUCCUCUA
Messenger RNA from Wasmannia auropunctata (little fire ant), 3954 nucleotides. RefSeq names its product integrator complex subunit 2 (gene IntS2). Lineage: Eukaryota; Metazoa; Arthropoda; Insecta; Hymenoptera; Formicidae. Gene Ontology annotation, cellular component: integrator complex. The record is from RefSeq and is a predicted model, not a curated record. The transcript has 5 exons. Gene Ontology annotation, biological process: snRNA 3'-end processing. The coding region runs from base 87 to 3428 and encodes 1113 amino acids.